AUGAGACUAUUGAGUCUGUAUGACUGUUUUCUUACAGAUAUCCACUCCGUGAACAUCGACUCCAACCUGCCUUCAGCUGUACAGAUAAGUCGAAGCGCUCGAGCCAUCAAGGCCACAAGCAAAAGUAACAGUUCUCUAACUCCAGCAAUAAGAAAACAAAUCACUAAAGCUGUCAACUCUGCAACACGUAAAGUCUGCACCAAGAAAGGUCGCCAGAUAUGUGUGAAGGGAUCUCGGGGACCUCAAGGACCCCCGGGAUCUCAAGGACCACAGGGAUCCCAGGGACCUGCAGGACCUCAAGGCCCUCAGGGAAAAUCAGGAACUCCGGGAAAUUUGGGACCUCAGGGACCUCCGGGUCCUCCAGGACCCCCCGGGCCUCAAGGGCCGGCUGGGAUGAAGGGAGAUAAGGGAGAUCCCGGAGUAGCAAGUUCGUUGACUCCAACUUAUCUACAGCCAGUUAAGAACCAAUCAGAUGAUGUCAUUAAAGCCCCUGGGAUAUUAGUUCAGCCAACCUUUAGGACUGCCUUCUUAAACGAGUCAGCUACAUUUCAGUGUGCACCAGAUAAAAACGUUUACGCGACCAUCUCAUGGUCUAAAAAGGAUGGAUCUCUCCCCGUCGGAAGAUAUUCCAUCAUCAAAGGAAGACUGUUUAUCAAGAAUGUGAUCAUCAGUGACAAUGGCGUGUACGUCUGCACGAUUCGCACUCACCAGGGGACCGCACAAGCUGCUGUCACACUUAAUGUGAAAGGUAUAUAAAAAAAUAAUAAACCAUGAAAAUAUGUUUUAAAGUCAUGCUGUGCACCAAUUUAACUGCAUAGGCAAUCUAGUCGGAUUGAACUGGAAACAUUCAAAGAUUCCUCUUUUUAAUGACAAUAACUAAUCGGAUUGCCACCUGCGACAGCACAGCAAUUUUUAUUAGGAAGUCAGUGGGUGAUAGUAAGUAUGUACGUACGUAGUUCUAAAGUUCUCCUUUUAGUUUCAUAUUCUUUUCUUGAUGUCCGCAAGAUCCUUUGAAAAGAAAUUCAGCGAAUAUCUGUGAUCUAGUUAAUAUUACAGUCUCAGUUUCAGGAUAAAUACUAACCUUUCUAAAUCCACCUGAUCGCGAUAUAAGCUGCAUCCUUUAUGCGUCGAGUUAUUAUCAAAAGUCAGGACCAAAUUAUUAUCUUACGGACGUGGUUAAUACUGCUUAUAACUGCUAAUUUAUUCUUGUUUUGCACUAAGAGUCCUUUGAUACACUCCUACGAAGGGCUUGCACUUGAAGCGUGUUGUUUUUUAAUGUAUGCCGUUCUUUUUGUGCUCAUUACCUUACUAACUCAAAUGAAAAAAAAAGAAAAAACAGGACCAUUUUUUAUCUAACAAACCGCUCAGUGUACCGGCGCUUCUUUCAAAGUUAGAAGGGCAGAAGUGAGGAGAACAGAGAUAAAGUCACAACACGAAAAAACACAAACGUAAUUUCAUUGAAUGAAACUGAUCAUUUGCAGCUCUACCAGUCAUUUCACUCGCUCCAGGGCCAAUCUACGCUGAAAGCAGAAAAGAUAUCAGUCUCCCCAAAUGCCAAGUCAUCGGAUAUCCUCCUGCGGUUAUAUCCUGGACAAAGCUUUUCGAUCAACUUCCAACUGGAAGAAUCGCUGUAGAUGGUCAAACCUUAACAAUAAAGAAAGCAGAGAAUAAGGACGGAGGAACAUACAUCUGCACCGCUAGAAAUGCCAUGGGCACUUCGCACGCCAUGACUACUUUAGUAGUUAAUGUGAUGCCGCAGUUCACCGUCAAGCCACCAAAGAAGAUAGAGCGUUAUCACGGACAGUCAGUUACACUGAACUGCUCUGCAGAUGGACAGUCAGUACCGAACAUCACGUGGUCACGAUGCAAUGGAGAGUUGCCCAGGGGACGCACGCAGGUGAAGGAUGGACAGCUAAAGAUACGCGGCUUGAAGGAUGAAGACAGUGGCAUUUACAUCUGCUCUGCUCGGAGUGGGUUGCUUCAGGUGGAGACCGAAGUACAAAUUAUUGUUAAAACUGGUAAGAAGUGUUUUUCUUUGCCUGCUGGUUUUUGGGUUUUCCCUUGAACUCUGUCUAACUGAGUCGAGAUGCAACUUCAGUCGAACCCCGCUAUACGGACAUCCGCUUAAUACAGACACCUCAUUAUUAUGGACAGUUUUCUUUGUCCCUGGGGAAAAGAAACCCCUACAUUUUCUCUAAAUUCAACCCGCUUAAUACGGACACUUUCCAUGGCCCCUCAAUGUCCGUAUUAAAGGAGUUUAAUUGUACUGCAAAUCUAAUCAAUUUAAGUGUCCCUGAUUAAAUACGCAUUUACUGCCAGUUGCUACCCUGCUAGCAGAGUCGCUUCGAUCUUUCCUAACUAGGAAGAUCGCAGGAGACUCUGUUCGCAGGGUAACUACUUUGAUGUCGUACCAGUUGAAUAGGCAACAAUUCAACUUCGAUUAUAGUCAUGGCAGUACACAAUUUCAGAUACCCCUAACUCAUUCCUUAUUACGUUGACGGAUUGAUUAAUGGAUAUAUUUUAUUGAUCAUGACUGUAGCCCGAGAUUGCCAAGAACUGUUUUCUGCUGGAUUUAAAGAAAGUGGUGUGUAUACCGUCAACCCAACGAACAAAGCCAGUUUCGAAGUGUUUUGUGACAUGAAGACUGAUGGCGGAGGAUGGACAGUAUUUCACAAGCGCUUUAAUGGGGCUUGGGACUUUUACAGGGGGUGGGAAGAGUACAAGAACGGCUUUGGUGACAUCAGAGGGGAGUUUUGGCUUGGGAACGAGAAGAUUCACCAACUGACAGAGAUUCCGAGUCAGCUGCGAGUGGAAAUUAAGACAAAAAAAGAUGGCAACAAGUACGCGAAAUACAGCACUUUUACAGUCACUAACGAGGCAUCUAACUACACGCUGUUUGUUGGGUUUUACUCUGGUACAGCGGAGGAUCGACUGACUGCUCAUAAUGACAUGGCUUUCACCACAAAGGAUCGAGAUAAUGACGAAAAUGGUAACAACUGUGCUGUAACUGGAAAGGGAGCAUGGUGGUACAACAACUGUUGGAACUCAAACCUGAAUUCCAAUUAUGGUGACAGUAUUUAUGUCUGGUAUUGGAACCCACUCCUGGCUAGUGAAAUGAAAUUGAAACCCGCAAGGUCUAAAUGA
Molecule: messenger RNA, 3144 nt
Organism: Porites lobata
Lineage: Eukaryota; Metazoa; Cnidaria; Anthozoa; Scleractinia; Poritidae
Source: the annotation of a GenBank genome assembly